Molecule: messenger RNA, 329 nt
Organism: Prorocentrum cordatum
Lineage: Eukaryota; Dinophyceae; Prorocentrales; Prorocentraceae
Source: the annotation of a GenBank genome assembly
GGUGACCCUGGCGCCAGGGCAGCAGAUGAUGGUGCAUGCCUCCAUCAAGGUGGCAAGCACCGAGACAGGCAUUAUCUUUGGUUAUGUUACGUAUGAGAAGAAGAGUGCCGCCGACAAGGAGUGCACUGUGCUGAACGAGCUGCACGUAGACAUCCUGGACUACAUUGAGCGCGCUUGGAUCGGCGAGCUCGCGUUCCGGACCAUGUGGUCUGAGUUCGAGUGGGAGAACAAGAUCAACAUCAACACCUCGAUAACCGAGGUCGGCACCUUCUUGGAGCACAUUAUGCGGAAUACAAACAUGUCCAUCGUUGGCCGCAGCUACAAGAAGG